UUGAAUGUUCACUACAGUAUGUUGAGGUGAUUGAAAGGUUAUUACCCCUAAUAUUCAAUCUCCACUCUCUUUCUCUGUCUCUGUCUACCUCCAGGUUUUGGACGUUACUUCACACUGAGGCGACCCAGCAGAACCCAGUAGAGUCCAGUGAAGGCCUGUCUGCAUAAGCAGAAAUGGCUCCAGCAGCCAUGCCCUCACCUCCAUGCUCCCUCACCUCCCGCCUCUCCCUCUCCUCUUCCCUACUCUUCUUGCUCUCUUUCUUUUUGCUGCUGUCAUACCCCGGGUCAGUCCAUGCAGGCUCCUCUGAGAAAAACUGCUCAGCCAGUGGAGACCCCUGUCAGGAAGGAGUGGUGCUACCUGUGUGGAACCCCCAGAACCCCUCUGUAGGGGACAAAGUGGCACGGGCCAUUGUUUACUUCGUAGCACUCAUCUAUAUGUUCCUGGGCAUGAGCAUUAUAGCGGACCGAUUCAUGUCUUCUAUAGAGGUCAUAACCUCCCAGGAGAAGGAGAUCACCAUAAAGAGGUCGAACGGUGAGACCACCACGGCCACGGUCAGGAUCUGGAACGAAACCGUUUCCAAUCUCACUCUAAUGGCCUUGGGUUCUAGUGCCCCUGAGAUACUGCUGUCUGUUAUUGAGGUUUGCGGCCAUGGUUUUGAAGCUGGCUCUCUGGGUCCCAGCACUAUUGUGGGCAGCGCUGCCUUCAAUAUGUUUGUCAUCAUUGCUGUGUGUGUCUACGUGGUUCCCGAUGGAGAGACGCGCAAAAUCAAACACCUUAGAGUGUUUUUUGUCACGGCGGCCUGGAGCAUCUUUGCCUACAUCUGGCUGUACCUGAUUCUGAAUGUCUUCUCCCCUGGAGAGGUGGAGGUGUGGGAGGCGGUGCUGACCUUCCUCUACUUCCCCCUCUGUGUGGUCCAGGCCUGGGUGGCCGAUAGGCGCCUCCUCUUCUACAAGUACGUCCGCAAGCGUUACCGUGCUGACAAGAACCGCGGCAUCAUCAUCGAGACAGAAGGAGGUGCAGAUGGAGGUUUAGGAGGUAUGGACGGAGGUAUAGGGGGAGGAGCGCUGGGUCCGGGAGGAUUCACCAAAAUGGACAUGCUGGAGCUGGAUGGACAGAUGGCAUUGAACUGUCACAGCGGGAUGGAUGGAGGGAUGUUGGAGGACAGAGGACCAAAGGACGAGGAGGAUGAGGCUAGGAGGGACAUGGCGAGGACGCUGAAGGAGCUGAAGCAGAGGCACCCAGAUAAAGACAUGGAGCAGUUGAUUGAGAUGGCUAAUUACCAGGUCCUGAUGCAGCAGCAGAAGAGCAGAGCAUUCUACCGUAUCCAAGCAACCAGGAUGAUGAUUGGAGCUGGCAACAUCCUCAAGAAGCAUGCCGCCGACCAGGCUCGCAAGGUGGUGAGCAGCCACGAGACCCAGGCCCAGGAGGACGACCCUUACACUGUCAGGAUGGAUUUUGAGCCCUCUUUGUACCAGUGCUUUGAAAACUGUGGCUCCCUAAAGCUGACAGUUGGUAGACACGGAGGAGACCCCGGAGUUACUGUCAAGGUGGAUUAUCGCACAGAGGACGGUACAGCAAACGCAGGUUCAGAUUAUGAGUUCGCUGAGGGAACUCUGCUGUUUAAGCCAGGAGAGACCCUCAAAGAGAUCACAGUCGGGGUGAUAGAUGAUGACAUCUUUGAGGAGGAUGAGUAUUUCUACGUUCACCUCAGUAACCCUCGAGUGGUUGGUUACCCUGAGAUUGGCACUGCCCCUCUGGAUGCCACUGCCACCCCCAAAGCCGUGUUGGGUGACAACCACACAGCCACAGUGACCAUUUACGAUGACGAUCACGCAGGUAUCUUUACCUUUGAGAGCGCCAGUCAGAGAGUGAGUGAGAGCGUCGGUGUGAUGGAGGUGAAGGUGCUCCGGACAUCAGGGGCUCGAGGCCUGGUAGCCGUCCCUUACCGAACCCUGGAUGGCACCGCUAAAGGAGGGGAGGACUACGAACUGGCCGCUGGCAAGCUGGAGUUUCAAAAUGACGAGACUAUGAAGAUCAUUGAGGUGAAGAUUAUUGAUGACGAAGAGUAUGAGAAGAACAAGACCUUCAUCAUUGAGCUGGGGGAGCCCAUCCUGUUGGAGAUAGGACAGAAACACGGUGACUCCAAUGAGAACAAGCCGUUGGUGGGAGCAGAGGAAGAAGAGGUGGCUAAGAUGGGCUGUCCCAGCCUGGGUGAACACACACAAGUAGAGGUGAUCAUAGAAGAGUCCUACGAGUUUAAGAGAGCAGUAGAUGAGCUUGUUUGGCGUGCUAAAAAGAGUACUGUAGAUAAGUUGAUCAAGAAGACAAACCUGGCCUUGGUGGUGGGAAGCAGCAGCUGGAGGGAGCAGUUUGUCAGUGCCGUGACUGUCAGCGCAGGAGAUGAUGACGAGGAGGAAAGCGGCGAGGAGCGACUGCCAUCCUGCUUCGAUUACAUCAUGCACUUCCUCACCGUCUUUUGGAAGGUGUUGUUCGCCUUCGUCCCGCCGACAGAGUACUGGAAUGGAUGGGCCUGCUUCUUUGUCUCCAUAUCACUUAUCGGCGUCCUGACGGCGGUCACUGGCGAUCUGGCAUCACACUUCGGCUGCACGAUAGGGCUGAAGGACUCAGUGACAGCUGUGGUGUUUGUGGCUCUGGGCACGUCGGUGCCAGACACAUUCGCCAGCAAGGUUGCUGCCAUCCAGGACCAGUAUGCUGACGCCUCCAUCGGCAACGUCACCGGCUCCAACGCCGUCAACGUCUUCCUGGGUAUCGGCGUGGCGUGGACCAUCGCUGCCGUUGCCUGGCGCUCCAAGGGCAAGACAUUCAAGGUGGACCCAGGAAACCUGGCCUUCUCCGUCACCCUCUUCACGAUCCUGGCCGUGGUGUGUGUCACCGUACUGCUGUACCGGCGGCGGGCGACAGUGGCUGGGGGCGAGCUGGGCGGGCCGCGGACUUGCAAGUUGAUAACGUCACUGCUGUUCGUCUCGCUGUGGCUGAUUUACAUAAUGCUGGCUUCUAUGGAGGCCUACUGCCAUUUACCAGUGUUUUAAAUGGAGAGGAGAGGAGAGGGAGAGAGACCCACUGCCAGUAUGAAGAAAGAGAGAGAGAGAGAGAGGCAAGGGAGGGGGGGGAUGGAUGAGUCGUCAGAGAGGGACAGAGACAAGAAGAGAUGGGAAGUAGAGGUGGAUCAAUAUGGGCAGAUUCAGAUAUUUUUUAAUUGAAUUUACAGAUCCUAAAAAUGUCUUUAAAUUCAAAAAACGCUUUCAGUGUUUCACCAUUUUUCUCUUUCCAUUUUAGAGUGGAAAAUAAUUUAAACCAUCACUAAACACUAAAACUAUCCAAUAGUAUCCAAACUAAUUUCUAUUUUUCUUAAUCAUCUAUUCGGUGAUGAGGAAAAUUCUAGGAAAAAUAAAGCCUCUGAAGUAAGAAUGACGUAACAUAAGGUAUUAAUGAACAAUGAAGUGGAAGAAAAAAAUUGCAAUGCAGGUUUCAAAGAGUGCUUUUAUGUAGUUGCCUCAAUCAUCCAUCAUCAGCAGUGGACAACACUGUUAAAUAGUUAAUAAAAGGCUGAUAUUGCUCCAGUACACUGCCAAACCAGCAAGAUAGAGGAAACAACAGACAGCAAGGAGAGCUGUCAGCCAAUCAGCUGGGCUCUGAAGGGAGAGGUGAUGGUGAAGAGGAAGAAUUAUUGUGGAAGAUAAAAGGGGAAAAGUUGAGAUAGGAAGCUGGAGGCAACAAAAGUAGAGCAAAGAAUAGAAGAAGAAAGCUAGAGACCAGGGGAGUGAAACAAAGUGAAAGAAUAAGAAUGAAUAGAUGGACAGAAAUAUUCUACCCCUCCUCACUCUCUCUCUCUCUCUCCCUCCAUCUUUACUGUAUCCCAUCGGUCACAGGAACAGUGGAUCCUCCCAUCAUAUCCAUGGCAACUCUAACUCACGUAAUACUAUCAGUGACUUAUCACUUUUAACCCCUCUUUCCCCAACUGUUCACACACACAUACACACAUACACACACAAACACACUCUGGGGUCCUCAGGUGAAUCUGCAGUGGAGGACCACUCACUAACUUGUGGGUGAUGAAAACUGACAACGUUUUUUCCUUCUUUUCUUGAAUACACUGUGCAAAGUAGUCCUUCCACCCUGCAACACACACACACACAUACUGUACUAUCCUUUUCCUAAAAACACAACUGUACAUACUCCUUCAUCCCUUCCUCUUGCCUUACUCUUCUCUCCCCUGUAGGAAUUUGUCUCAAAGUUGUGAUAAUGAAAAGCUGUAGUCACCACCGCCAAGCCCCUCUCCUUAUACACCGAUCAACAGCCUCGUUUAUCCCAUGAAGGAAACCCCCCUUAUUUUUUCAAAACUUUUCAAUGGCGUCACGUGUUGAUGUUGUUACCGUGAAAUUGUAAAAAAAAAAAAAGGAAAAAAAAGAUAUAUAAUAUAAAUACAGUGUGACGAGAUGAGGAUAUAGAAAGUUAAAGCAGGUUUUCUGGAAGACUGGAUGUGACGUUGAAUAUUGAAGAUGAAGGUGAUGGAUUAGCAAACAACAAGUGGCAGGAAGAAUUCGAGAAAAUGAUAAAUGACGAAGAGGAGCGAUCAGACGUGGAGGAUUUGAAAAUCUGGAGAACCAACGAGCAAGCAGUCCACCUAGUAAUAGUUGUUCAUCUUGCACUGAAGCAUUGUGCACUACACAUCAUGGGUAUAUUGUAUACACUCUGAACUCUCAUUGAAUGGUGAACAAAAGCUGCUUCCUUAAAGUGAACAACUAGAGUCAAGGACCAAUAAGAAUGAAGGAUCUCACUUGCAGUGGCCAUGACGGUGGUGACAGUAUUGUUGAUGACAAAUCAAAACAAUGAACAGUGUUUCUAAUUGUACAUGAUAAUAUAAGAAACUUUUACUGAUGUGUGUGAGAAAACAGAUAUUUAAUUUAAGUGAUGUUAAAGGACCAGUGUUUAGGAUUUAGUGGCAUCUA
Molecule: messenger RNA, 4970 nt
Organism: Thunnus maccoyii (southern bluefin tuna)
Lineage: Eukaryota; Metazoa; Chordata; Actinopteri; Scombriformes; Scombridae
Gene: slc8a4b
Product: solute carrier family 8 member 4b
Exons: 16
Coding region: 174-3050 (958 amino acids)
Biological process (GO): calcium ion import across plasma membrane; cell communication; sodium ion transmembrane transport
Cellular component (GO): axon; sarcolemma; postsynapse
Molecular function (GO): calcium:sodium antiporter activity
Source: RefSeq, a predicted model, not a curated record